CAGUCACAACUACGCGUCCCGCGUGUGUCCGCGUUUACUUGCCAUACCGAGCACUGCACGUAACCUGUUUGUUUAAGCAAUAUAAAAACAACCUCAAAACCUACAAUCGAAUUCAUGACAUAUCAAUAAGUAUUAUAUAUUUCAAUUAAAUUGAUAAUGUUUCAUGCGGUUUAGAAUUUAACGAAACGACCGAGUUAAUAGUGUGAAUGCCACGGUCCACAACCUACGCAGCCGGCGGCGUUCCCCUACUCCGUUCAUUCAAGGACCAGCCGUUGAACUCAUGUUGCCACAGUUGAUGUAUGAACGCAAUCCUCGCGAUUUGGAAAUGAACCUAGAAAAUUGCAUGAUGCGAAGCGUCGACUAAGCUGAUGACUAUUCGCGAAUCGGUGCCAACGACAAUGUCAAUCAGACAAAAUACGGGAGAAUUUACUAAGCACAAACAACGACUAGGUAAACAGGGCCCGGAACCGGUCAACUUUCCACCGCGCUAUCAUCCGCCGCCACCUGCCGCAGCGAGUUCAAAACUAGCCACUAUAGACGCUGGCGCGAAAGAGUUCAAACCUCCUAAUUCCGUAAAACCUAUUGAUUCUAGUAAAUUACAAUAUCCUUUAGGUAUCCAAAAUUCCAUGCCAGUAUUAUACCCAAGCGGACCGUAUCCACAAGUGAAAUAUCUUCAAGGCUACCCUGUGGGGUAUCCGGUUCCUCCGGCAGCACUUCGUGUUCUUAGGCCUGGUGGUGAGAUUAUCACGAAAGCAAUUGUUCACGAGCCUGUGGAAGCAACAGCCCGUGCAAGAAGUGCUGACGACACCCAGCGGAUCCAACGCAAUUUGGAGGAAGAACAAAUUCACAGGCGGUCUGCGGAUAUGCUGAAGUUCACAAAACGAAUCGAAUCGGAUGGUACGAGGCAGUCGACAGACCAGAGACGGCAAAUUCAAACACUUUUAGAUGAAAUAAAAGCAUUGAAAGAGGCCAACCGCCGUCUAAGUGACGAUAAUCAAGAACUACGUGACUUAUGUUGUUUUCUUGACGAUGAUCGACAGAAAGGUCGUAAGUUGGCACGAGAAUGGCAGCGUUUCGGUAGGUACACGGCAUCUGUGAUGCGACAAGAAGUAUCGGCAUAUCAAAAUAAAUUACGAGAGCUAGACGACAAGCAGCAAGAACUAAUCAGAGAUAAUUUGGAAUUAAAAGAAUUAUGUCUUUAUUUAGACGAAGAAAGGGAGAGAAGUACGUGUGUCAACUGUGGAAGAGCAGCUGGAAGAGAGAGGGAUGACGGUGACGGUAGCAGUAGUGGUACAAAUGCUGAAGAAAUUCCUCGACCUCCCACGUCCACGGUAUCGAUUACACAUCCACAAUUAGCAGAACGUACAGUGCAGUAUGUACGGGACUUAGAACAGAAAGUACGGCGCUUAGAAGCUGAAAAGGGGUUAGGGAGUGGUCUUAAUGAAAGACCAGAGGCUGUAGUUCGUGCACUGCAAGUGUUAGAAGUAAGAGAAAGGGUAGAGAGAGAGAAAAGAAGACCGGCCCCAGAUUUGGAUACAGGCGAACAAGCCCUUGUGCGAGAAAUGUGUAACGUAGUCUGGGGUAAAUUAGAAGAGGGGCCACCUCAAGCACCACCACGUUGAUAUAAACUGUUGCCUAAAAGAGUUUAAGUAUUGAAGCAAUCGUAGUAAACAAAAUAUAACUUCAUAAGUAUUACAAAUACUACGAUGGAAGUGAAAAUAUAAAAAUCGACGUUUGAUUGGAAUCUGACCCAAUUGAGGUCAUGGAGAACGAUGUCAAGUCGUAUGACCUACAGAGUGCCUUUAGUAGUGGCCUUGUUUAUCAAUCAGAUGUAGCUGAACUUAAUAGAUAAUGAGUAGAUAUAACGUAUAAUACAAGUGUUCGUAAGCAACAACUAAACUAUUUACAAUAUUGCCUUAUGAUUUUAUAAAAAUUACGAAAUCCUAAAGUACAAAAUUAGUAAAUAAGCCUGUCGACGUAGUUAUAAAUAUUUUCUCUACACUAAAACAAAACCUGAAACACUCACUUUGAAUUUAUAAAGUCUACAGUAAGUAGUAUUGUUAGCGCUAUGAUAAGUAUUAGUGUUAAAUUUAAAUAUUUUUUUAAUUGUUUUUCAAAUACUAAUAUGAGUGUUAGUUUUAAAUGAGGCUAAAAUAAUUUAUUAAUUUGUCUGUGAUUAAUUGGUCUUUUAAAGAGCUGAAUGUUCAUUUUGUUAUUGCCGAAAAAUACACAAAAUUUGUAACAUAUCCUUAAUAGUUUCACCGCAUCUAGUCAUAACUAACUAUUAAAUCAAUUUCGUGUAUAUAAUAAAUAAUAAACAUUAAGUUGCUGCACUCAAUAUUCAGCUCGAACCAUUUGCCCAGCUUGCU
Molecule: messenger RNA, 2369 nt
Organism: Vanessa atalanta (red admiral)
Lineage: Eukaryota; Metazoa; Arthropoda; Insecta; Lepidoptera; Nymphalidae
Gene: Ccdc85
Product: coiled-coil domain-containing protein 85C-B
Exons: 1
Coding region: 369-1622 (417 amino acids)
Source: RefSeq, a predicted model, not a curated record